This is a messenger RNA of Aspergillus vadensis CBS 113365, 1084 nucleotides long. RefSeq lists its product as uncharacterized. Bases 225 to 989 code for a protein of 254 amino acids. The transcript is spliced from 4 exons. NCBI's taxonomy places the organism in Eukaryota, Fungi, Ascomycota, Eurotiomycetes, Eurotiales, Aspergillaceae. The record is from RefSeq and is a predicted model, not a curated record.
GUAAAUUUCUACUACACCCUACUUUAAUACAUUACAACCCAACCACAUUACUACGUACUUACUACCCCAAUCUGCACACUUCAUCCAUUGCACUGCAGCCCAUCCAAACUAAACCAAACCCUGACCUAUCACAGUCCCCCAAACACCUCACCAUCAUCCACCAGCAACCCAGCACUGCUACCACCACUUCAUACAAAAAGACAAACCCAAGGAAAAAAGAAAUAAUGUCCAAACGCUCACGAAGCACAUCCCCAUCCCCAUCCCCAUCACCACCCUCACCUUCCCCAUCACUACAUUCCUCCUCACCCACCCGUCCCAAAAUCCCCUCGCUAGAUCCCACAGCCACAUCCCCCAACCAAGAAGUCAUGCACUGCUCGCUACCGCCCCAUCGGGAAACCAUCUCGUUUACAUCCUACGAAGACUACGAGGUGCAUUACCGUCAGGCACACGUGAAUCGGUGCUCGCAGUGUGGGAAGAAUUUCCCGACGGAGAGGUUUCUGAAUCUUCAUAUUGAGGAGAAUCAUGAUGCGUUGGUGGCGACGAGGAGGGAGAGGGGGGAGAAGACUUACGCAUGCUUCGUCGAAGGCUGCGAACGCGUAUGCUCUACGCCUCAGAAACGUAGAAUGCAUUUGAUUGAUAAGCAUGAGUUUUUGAAGACAUACAACUUCUACAUCGUAAACGACGGCAUCGACAAGCAGACCUCUCUACUGAGGACACCGCAUGACCAUCGUCGGCGGUUAUCAUCAGCUGCUAUGGGCCCUACUUCGCCGAAGGAAGGGCGGUUACGGUAUCGUCAGACUUCCAUAUCUCAGGGUGAUUCUGGUGCGAGUGCUCAGAAAGGCUCUUCUCUGUCUAUUUCUUCUCGACAAGGUGCGGCUGCUGCUGCUCCUGCGGGUGAUGAGGGUAUUGCGGAGCUGGAGAGGUCUAUGUCUGCGUUGCGGUUUGUUCCGGCUAGUGUGGCGAGGAGUCGGGGGAAGCAGAAGUCUUGAUGUCCUUUUUGAAUGGGUGGGGUUGAGAGUAUCUGAAUUGGGUGACAUUGGGUUUGAUUUGGUGAAAAGUAGUGGGCUACGACUACUAGGGGUGG